GCAAGAAAAAUCAGCCCCCUUUACUUUUGUUUUUUUCCCGGCGAAGGCAAAACAGGACGGCGGCGGCGACCUCCUCGACCCAGUAGCGCGACUGAGGACGGCGGAGGUUCAGGAUUCCCAACGCGACUUGACUGCACGCGGAUGGUGGCGAUUCUCCUCGAACCAGCGGCGUGGAUCUCAGGACAGCGGCGGCGAUUCGGAAGGUGGGUACUGGGAGGCGCGGCCUGCUACUCGCGAAGCCCUACCCAGCGCCUGCGGCGGUCGGCGGGAGACCAAGGCUGUGCGACGGCGGCAGUGAGGCAACCCCAAGGCUGCGGCUCUCUCCCCUGCUGCGCAACUCACUCCGGCGCGGCCCUCACAGCGGCGACUGUUCAGAUCCUAGCAGUGGCUAUCACAGAUCCGAACGAAACGGACGGACGCUCCUUCCUCUUCUCAGAUGGCACACGGUUCUUACUCCAAGAACCCUAGGUGACAGCUUCUAGCUAUUCGUGUUCUCGUGUUGUAGAACCUCGCUCCGGUACCGCUUGUUGGGAAUUAAACACACAACACACAAAUAAUCUGCGAAAAAUGAGAGAAAAGGAACACAAACGACACACAAGAAUUUAAGCAACAGGAGGGUUUUCUUAUUUCACUUGUGGUGUCGAUUACAAGUACAAGUAUGCAAUAUAUAUAGGAAGAGUGCAUCUAGAGUUUCGUAACAUGGGCCAGGCAAAAAGUCAAGCCCAAGCCUCCACAAACCCAACAUUUUGGGCUUGAACUACGGCACUUCCAGUUCAUACUACUACCAGUUCAUACUACUAAGGCCUUUGAUUUUUUGUUGAUCUGCUAGUUACCACAGUUUGGAUAUUGUUUUCACAUUUGGGUCUCAUUACAUUUCUUGUUCACUGCUGACUAUGUAUUCAAGCACUUUGUAGCCCCCCUGAAUCCAUACUUGGAAUUUUACUCUGUAGUGAUCAUUCAAAGAAAGUUACCUCUGGCCUUAAAAGAAUCAGAUGGCUGUAGAAACUAAAAGCUGGCCUUACGACUUUCCCAAGUCAGAAGACUAUCCAAGUGCUAGUCAACGGGGAACAAUCACAGGUCGACUGCUAGUACGUGACAGGUAUCUAAACGAGGAGCUUAUCCCGGCAAAAUCUGCAUAUGUCGGUCUCGCUUCACCGGGUGCGGAUGGAUAUUGGCAAAAAGAUGCCAAGGGCUAUCAAUUUUGGACACAAACAGAUGACAAUGGAUAUUUCCGAAUCAGUGCAAUACGACCUGGAAAUUAUAACUUGUAUGGUUGGGUCCCUGGAAUCUUGGGAGACUAUAGAAACACAGUUGACAUUAUAAUAAGACCAGGAGAAGAAACCAAUCUAGGUGAACUUGAGUUUCAUCCUCCUAGAAAUGGCCCAACCAUAUGGGAAAUCGGCAUCCCGGAUAGAAAGGCAACAGAAUUCUUUAUACCUGAUCCUUCACCCAACCUCAUGAACUAUGCAUUGCUCAAUCAUACUGAAAAGUUUAGGCAGUAUGGAUUAUGGGAUCGGUACACGGAUAUAUACCCUUCCCAAGAUUUGGCUUACAGAGUUGGGAGAAGUGACUAUAAAAAGGAUUGGUUCUUCGCACAUGUCAGCAGGAAAGUCGGGGACAACUCGUACGAACCAACAACCUGGAGCAUUUCGUUCCCGAUGGAGAAUGUUAACCCCGCAGGAACCUACACACUCCGUAUAGCGUUAGCUGCCACCAACUUAGACAGAAUUGAUGUUUUGAUCAACAACCAUAGUGCACGUGUUGGGUUCACGACGGAUGGAAGUGGAAGGGACAAUGCCAUUGCCCGGCACGGAAGUCACGGAGUGUAUACACUUUCGAGUUUUGAGUUUCGAGGAAGUGAACUCGUGAACGGAGAAAACACAAUAUAUUUAAGACAGGCAAGAGGUGGAUACCGUUUCACAGGAGUCAUGUAUGACUACGUUCGUUUGGAAGGGCCAGGCGUCUAAUAUUUUUAGUUGCCUGUGAGUUCGGUGUAGAUAUAUAGUAUACCCAUUAUUUACCUUAGCAUUUUUUUUUUGCACGUAUUCGAGAUAUUUAUAUACAACUAGGCUAGGAUAAUCCUAUAGUUUUUUUUUAAAAUAUUAAUCCUACGGUUACUAGCGUAGUUUUGGACUUUG
This is a messenger RNA of Cuscuta campestris, 2138 nucleotides long. NCBI's taxonomy places the organism in Eukaryota, Viridiplantae, Streptophyta, Magnoliopsida, Solanales, Convolvulaceae. The record is from the annotation of a GenBank genome assembly.